Molecule: messenger RNA, 2442 nt
Organism: Hyposmocoma kahamanoa
Lineage: Eukaryota; Metazoa; Arthropoda; Insecta; Lepidoptera; Cosmopterigidae
Product: monocarboxylate transporter 9-like
Exons: 8
Coding region: 300-1949 (549 amino acids)
Biological process (GO): monocarboxylic acid transport; transmembrane transport
Molecular function (GO): monocarboxylic acid transmembrane transporter activity
Source: RefSeq, a predicted model, not a curated record
UUAAAUCUGUCUGUGGGAAACCCGGAGACAUUAUUUGUGCGACUUCUCAACCACCCGCAAUCAAGGUGUUAUAAUUUUAAGCUCAAAACAAAUAGUUGUAAGCCGUUUUAUUGGGCCACCAGUGGUGCUAUAUAAAAGGCGGAUGAUUUCUAUUAACGAUCGGUAAUUUGUGAGCGUUAAUGUUUUAACGUAAACGUGAACCGAAAAUAGUCUUCAAAAACAAAAGAGAAACCGAAUUACUUACAAUCUUUAAAAAUAUACUAACAUUAGAGAUAUCGACAGAAAAUAUUUAAAAGAAAAUGAGUGAGAAAGGGAGCCAGGAUACUUGCAGCAGCAACAGUGAAGCUGAAAAAUAUGAGAUGGUACCUCCUGAAGGGGGAUGGGGGUACCUCGUGUGCAUCGGUCUGUCUGUCAUAUUUAUUGCAGGCACAGCCCACCAGCCGGUGUUUGGGUUUAUUUACAACGACUUUCUUGACGAUUUGGGUGUCGGAACUGGUGCAGUCACAGUUGUCUUUGGAGUUUUCCAAGUUACUUUAGCUAUUUCCGGAUUCUCAGCAAAUAUAGCGCUAAAGAGGUUAUCAUUACGUCAAGUCGGUCUUAUCGGAGCCUUUAUAUACACCGUAGCUUCAUUUUUGGCAAUCUUUGUGGUAUCUACAACACAACUUAUCAUAACUAAUGGAUUCCUACAAGGCUUAGGAAUGGGGCUACUCAUACCCGUUUCAUACACAAGCUUCAAUAGCUACUUUACGAAGAAAAAAGUGCUUUAUCUUAGUCUGUGUAAGGCAUCUAUUGGGUUGAUAACGAUGGUUUACCCAUUAUUCAUCAAGUUUACAAUAAAUGAGUUCGGGUUCCGAGGGACUUUAGCAAUAUUGUGCGCUAUAUCUGCGCAUAGUAUAUUUGGGGCAAUGGUAAUGCAUCCUGUUCAAUGGCAUAUGGUUAAACAGCUGAAAUCAUGCGAAAAAAUUGUUUUGAUCCCUCCAACCCCGGUUAUUGAAUCAGGAAAAGACAAAUUCGAGUUCAAAGCAAACGGUCAAAAAGCGGACAACACGAAGUCGGUAGAAAAUUUGUUCCUUUAUAACCGAGCAGAAUGCGCCAGGAAAGGGUCGGAAUGGCUCUUAGUACCGAAAUUACACGAUUCCAGACGAUUAAGUAUUCCUGUGGUUUUGAUACCCAGUGAUCGUCGAAGUGGCAAUUUCGAUUCCAGUGACAAUGUGUACUUGGAGAAUUUAUAUAAAGCCGCUUCGGUUUCAAGUUUGGGUAAUUUUGGAAGCAUUGCAGCUGAACCUAUGCCUAUCAUUAAAAAUAAAGAAGGAAAAUGGCAAACAGUGGCCGAGUUUCUGGAUCUUACGUUAUUAAAGGAUCCCAUCUACGAUAAUAUUAUUGUGGGAAUGGCACUCACAUUCUUUGCCGACCUCACCUUCUUUACAUUAGAGCCUAUGUUUCUACAUAAAAACAAUCUAAGUCAAUCGGAGAUAGCGAACAUAAUUUCCCUGGGUGGAGCGACAGACAUGGCGGCCAGGCUCCUGCUCGGAAUAUCAGGCCAGUUUUUCAGAAUGGACAGUCGGUACAUGUUCUUCAGUGGAGCUUUGUUCGCUGCUGUUUUUCGAGUAGUGCUCAUUCAAUUCACAACCUACCUACCAUUACUGAUUAUCACCGGCAUUCUAGGAGGUCUAAGAUCGCUAGUACAUAUAGCCCAGCCCAUCGUAAUGGCCGACUAUGUACCGAUUGAGAGAUAUCCUUCUGCUUAUGGCCUUUAUAUGCUGUUGUCUGGUGGACUUAGUUUGAGCAUUGGACCUAUGAUCGGUUUCGUCCGUGACUACACCGGAAGUUACAGCGUCGCGUUCUCUAUGCUGGCCAUUUGCAACCUGUGCUGCGUAAUACCCUGGACCGCUGAAGCCAUUUUUAGGCUCACUUGCAGAAAGGGACCUAUGAAGUCUUUGGAAACGUGAACCUGGCCUAGGUUACUUUCGGGAAUAUUUAAUUGUCUUGGAUAAAUGACAAUUAUUGAAUUGGUAUUAAUCGGUUGGUUCAGUGGAUUUUCGAGACACUGACUUUCUAAUUGCCACUAUUAUAUGUAUUUACGUGGUGUUUUAGUUUAGUGCAAAAAAAAAUAUAUCUUAUGAUAUUCGAUUUUAAAAGGUUGAUUUGUGUGAAAUCGAUGAGAUUGCGGGUUUUAUGUAGGAACCAGGGUUGUUGUGAAUAUCAGCAUAAAUUAAAAUAUCAGCAUCAGACUCCGCAUUCAUUGCGGAUGUUGGCGUCGUGACAUUAAUAUACAAACCAUUCAGAAACAGGCUGCAAGCCGAAAAAGCAGCUCAGCUUUCGUGCUUACCUUUGAGAAAAUUCCAGUAUAGUUAUACUAGGCAGACUGAUCGGUUUCUAGGUUGAUUUUUUGUUUAAAUAUCGAGUUCUUAGGUUUUUGCGAUUGUUACAUAUCGGAAAUGA